CAGGAAGGGGAAGCGGUCGUGGGCGCAAUGGCGGAGGCGGAGGGGCGCGAGAUCGGCGUCGCCGACUGUGUCCUUCUCCAGGAGGUCACCAUGGAGGAGCUCCUCAGCAACCUGCGCCGGCGCUUCUCUCAUGGUCACAUCUACACCUACAUCGGAGAGGUGGUGGUGGCCCUCAACCCCUACCGAGCGUUGGCGCUCUACGACGCGGCGGUGGUGGAACGUUAUCGCGGUCGAGAACUCUACGAACGACCUCCACACCUCUUCGCUUUGGCCGACGCCGCCUACAAAGCCAUGAAACGCCGCUCCAAGGACACCUGCAUCGUCAUCUCCGGAGAGAGCGGCGCGGGCAAGACGGAGGCCAGCAAAUACAUCAUGGAGUACAUCGCCGCCAUCACCAACCCCUCGCGGCGCACCGAGGUCGAGAGGGUGAAGAACGUCCUCCUGAAGUCCAACUGCGUCCUCGAAGCCUUCGGCAACGCCAAAACCAACCGGAACGACAAUUCCAGUCGCUUCGGGAAGUACAUGGACAUCAACUUUGACUUCAAGGGUGACCCCAUUGGUGGCCACAUCCAGAAUUACCUCCUGGAGAAGUCCCGAGUUCUCCAGCAGCAGCCGGGAGAGAGGAACUUCCAUGUCUUCUACCAGCUCCUGCUCGGCGCCCCCGAGGAGCUCCUCUCCGCCCUCCACCUCAGCCGCGACCCCCGAGCCUUCCGCUACACCCGCGGCGGCCACGCGGGGGGCACGGAGGCCGCGGCCUUCGCGGCGGUGUCGUCGGCGCUGAGCGCCAUCGGAUUCAGCCCUGAGGAGCUCCGAACGGUGCAUCGCAGCCUCGCGGCCAUCCUCCACCUGGGCAACGUGGUGUUCGUGGCGGAGGGCGCGGCGUCGGCGCUGGAGGCGUCGGCGCCGGUGUCGGCAUUGGCCGAGCUGACGGGAACGGCGCCCGAGAAGCUGCGCCGAAGCCUCCUGGGGCGGACGGUGGCCACCGGCGGCGGCGAAGUCAUCGAGAAGGUCCACAGCGCCGCCGAGGCCGCCUACGCCCGCGACGCCUGCGCGAAGGCCUUCUACGAGCGGCUCUUCUGUUGGAUCGUGGGGCGCAUCAACGCCAGCGUGGCCACCGGCGGCUACGACGCGCGCCGGCACGGCAAGGACACCGUCAUCGGCGUCCUCGACAUCUACGGCUUCGAGGUCUUCGACACCAACAGCUUCGAGCAGUUCUGCAUCAACUACUGCAACGAGAAACUGCAGCAGCUCUUCAUCGACCUCAUCCUCCGGAGGGAACAGGAGGAGUACCGGCGAGAGGGCAUCGCCUGGCACAGCGUGGAGUACUUCAGCAACGAAGCCAUCGUGGAGCUGGUGGAGCAGCCCCACCGCGGCAUCUUGGCUCUGCUGGACGAGGCCUGCUUGGCCGCGGGGACCAUCACCGAUGACCUCUUCUUGGCCUCCAUGGACACCCGCCUGGGCCACCACCGCCACUACAGCAGCCGGAAGCUCUGUCCCACCGAUAAGACCAUGGAGUUCCACCGGGACUUCCGCAUCAAGCACUACGCUGGAGAUGUCACGUACUCGGUGGAAGGUUUCUUGGAGAAGAACAAGGACACACUCUUCCAGGACUUCAAACGGCUCUUCUACAACAGCGUUGACCCCGUGCUGAGGUCCAUGUGGCCGGACGGCGAGCAGAGCGUCACCGAGGUCACCAAGCGGCCGCUGACCACCGGCACGCUCUUCAAGAACUCCAUGGUGGCUUUGGUGGAGAACCUCACCUCCAAGGAGCCCUAUUACGUCCGUUGCAUCAAACCCAACGACCGGAAGUCCCCGACGCUCUUCCAGGAGGACCGUUGUCGCCAUCAGAUCUCCUAUUUGGGGCUCCUGGAGAACAUCCGCGUCCGCCGCGCCGGAUUCGCCCACCGGCAGCUCUACCACCACUUCCUCCGCAGGUACAAGAUGACCUGCGAGUACACGUGGCCCAACCACCUGAUGGCCACCGACCGCGAGGCCACGGUGGCCCUGGUGGAGCAGCACGGCCUCCAGGAGGAGGUGGCCUAUGGUCACACCAAGAUCUUCAUCCGAUCGCCGAGGACCCUCUUCCACCUGGAGAAGGAGAGGGAACGCCUCAUCCCCAUCAUCGUCCUUCUCCUCCAGAAGGCGUGGCGCGGCGCUCUGGCGCGGCGGCGGUGCCGUUCCCUUCGCGCCGUCUAUGCCAUCAUGGCCUUCUACAAGAAGCAGAAGGUGAGGUCCUACCUACGGGAGCUCCUCUGCCGCUUCCGGGCUGUCCGGAGCCUUCCGGAUUACGGGAAGAACGUGGCUUGGCCGGAACCACCGGCAGUGCUGGAGAACUUCCAGGAGGUCAUUCAGCGCCUCUUCCAGAGGUGGCGAGCGCGGCAGAUCAUCAAGAACAUCCCUCCAUCGGAAGUGGGGCAGAUCCGGGCCAAGGUGGCCGCCAUGGAGGUCCUGGAAGGUCUACGGAAGGACUGGGGCUGCCGACGCGCUUGGAUCCGGGAUUACCUGUCCUCGCCCAACGAGAACGCGGCGUUGGCGCUGCCCUUCGCCCGACGCCUCCGGGUCCUCCAGGAUGAGGAGCACUUCCACUCCGUCCUCUUCUCCUGCCACGUCCGCAAGAUCAACCGCUUUGGGAAGAGCCGAGACCGCGCCAUCGUGGUGACCGACCAACACCUCUAUAAGAUGGACCCGCGGCGGCAGUACCGCGUGAUGCGGGCGCUGCCCCUCAGCUCCGUGACGUCGUUGAGCGUGACGAGCUGCCGGGCGCAGUUGGUGGUCUUCCACACGGAGCACCAGGAGGACGUGGCCGUCUGUCUCCAUAAGACGUUUCCGCCGUCGGAUAACCGCGUCGGAGAACUCGUGGGGGUCCUCCUGGAGCACUGCCGAGCGACCAAGAGGGAACUCCAAGUCCGCGUCUCCGACUGUAUCCAACUGAGCUUCCGUGGCCGCCGGCGGCUGUUGGUGGUGGAGAACCGCCCGGAUGUGGUCACUCCCGAUUUUGGGAAGAGUCGCGAUGGUUUCGUGCUUUUCUGGCCGGAAAAAUGAUGGGAAAGAGCUGCUCCACCACCACCACCACCACCACCACCACCAGCGGUCCCACCUCGGCCACUCCGAUGGCUUCUGCUCCAUCCCCUGUGUCCCAUUGUCACCGCGUCACCUCCAGGGGUCCCAUUGUCACCGCGGGACCUCCGACCGCUCCAUCCCCCGUGUCCCAUUGUCACCGUGUGACCUCCAGGGGUCCCAUUGUCACCGCAUCACCUCCAACCGCUCCGUCCCCCGUGUCCCAUUGUCACCGUG
Molecule: messenger RNA, 3294 nt
Organism: Cuculus canorus (common cuckoo)
Lineage: Eukaryota; Metazoa; Chordata; Aves; Cuculiformes; Cuculidae
Gene: MYO1G
Product: myosin IG
Exons: 22
Coding region: 28-3042 (1004 amino acids)
Biological process (GO): vesicle transport along actin filament; actin filament organization
Cellular component (GO): microvillus; actin cytoskeleton; plasma membrane
Molecular function (GO): actin filament binding; ATP binding; microfilament motor activity
Source: RefSeq, a predicted model, not a curated record